Messenger RNA from Schizophyllum commune H4-8, 921 nucleotides. RefSeq lists its product as uncharacterized. The transcript is spliced from 4 exons. Lineage: Eukaryota; Fungi; Basidiomycota; Agaricomycetes; Agaricales; Schizophyllaceae. The coding region runs from base 31 to 567 and encodes 178 amino acids. The record is from RefSeq and is a predicted model, not a curated record.
GUUCUGCGUAGCACUCAAGUAGCACUCAUCAUGCUCGCCGCCUUCCCUCGUCCCUUCUUCACACCAAGGGCCUUCUCAACCGCGCGCCGUUGGGCGUCCACUGGAGGUAGACCUCUUAUUGGGCGCUACACGGAUGUAGUCCCGACGGAGCUCGCGCGCGUUCAGUCCGGGCGAAAUAUUCGCUUGCGCGACUACGAGCAGCAGCGCGCGAACGGACGCCUUAGUUAUGACCUCAAGUUGAAAGACGGGAAGGUGCUCCCCGCCGAGGGGCCCAACUUCAUCGGGCCGAAUGGGUGCUCGCUGCGACCACCACUGAGCCCAAUGUUCCAGGAGGUGGUGCGGAACUUCCGGGGGAGGAAUGUGACGAUCUACGUUCUCAAAGAGGGCACACCGCUACCGCCAACCCUUCAGAUCCUGCACGAGCACUCUGACCACUACUCGAUGCAGUGCACUAAACCCAUGACGCUAGAAGAACUCGACGCGGAACUAACAAAGUUCUUCGAAACGCAUGCGCGGGUCCUCGAUAAGUUCGAGUUCGACGACGAGUACCCCUUCUCAAUAGAGUAGUGAUCCCCUCUCUAUCUGAGGGCGGUCCCUUCUCCGUCCGGGGGUGAUCCCUUCUCCAUCUGAGGGCGAUCCCUUCUCUGUACGGGGGUGAUCCCUUCUCUGUGCGACGGGUGGCCUCUUCGACAUAUCAGGGUGGUCCCUUCGCUCUCGAGGGAUUCGUUGGCGGAGUGAUCGCCCGGCUUGACCUUGCCAUCAAGCGCUCAAUACCUUGCCUUCUGUACAUCCGGGCGGCCUGUGCACCAGGAGGACCGCGUCUUCUGUACAUCAGAAUAAGGAUACAUGCCCCACCACUUAAUUUUCUGUCCCGCCUUAAGAUGUCGUCGAAGAUCACUGCCUCAAUAUGCCAAAUUCGCU